GCAUAGUAGUGUAUUUAGUUGACGUUUGAAUAAGGUCCGUUGAACAAUAGACGUAUCAUCAAAUAUAUUUCUAUUAGUUUAAAGAUUUUUAAGUAAAGAUGGGUCGUAUUGUCGUGUUUACUACGAUGUCAGUUUUAACACAACAUAUCAAAAGAAUUAUGCCAAAACUAGAUUUAAUUUAUAUUAAUCCAGAAAGCAAUACUGAAUCACUUAAAUUGGAUGACGUUGAGAUAAUGAUAGCAGACUGUCGAUACUUGCCAAAAAUAAAAGGCAAAUUGAACAAUAUUAAAUGGAUCCAGUCGAUAUCAGCGGGAGUUGAACAACUAAUUGAAUUACGUCAUGAAAAAAACAUUAACUUUGUAAUUACUAGGUUCGUUGAUGAGACUUAUGGUUUAGAUAUGGCUGAGUACAUUAUUAUGCAAAUCGUUGCUUUUGAAAGACGACAAAGAGAAGAAUAUGAAACACUUAAAAGCGCGGUUUGGCCACAUAAUUCAAUGUUUGUUUCUCGGAGAUUAAUUUCUCAAAUGAAUAUUGGGAUUAUGGGUAUCGGCAACAUUGGAAAAGUCGUUGCAAGGACUUUGAAACAUUUCAAUGCUAAAAUUUGGGGCUUAACUCGAACGAUUCCAACUACAAAAGAGCCUUACAUUGACGAGUAUCGGAUGACAAGUUCAUUACCAGAAUUUCUAUCUAACUGUCAUUAUAUCAUAAAUAUAAUGCCGGCCACUCCAGAGACUAAUGGGCUAUUGAAUGGCGAUAUAUUAAAAAAUUGUAAAGAAAAUAAUGCAAUUUUUAUGAACGUUGGUAGAGGAAAUAUAAUUAAAGAGGAUGACUUGGUGAACGCUCUUGAAAAUAAAUGGAUAACUGCUGCAAUUCUAGACGUUUUUGAAGUCGAGCCUUUACCAUCAACCAGCAAACUUUGGGCAAUGCCUCAGGUGAUAAUAACACCACACAAUGCGUGUACUGUAAGAGCAGAUGGUAUUGCAAACUUAUUCAAAAGUAAUUACGAAAAAUACAUGAAAGGUGAAACAUUACCAAAUGUAUUGAAUAUUCAACACGGAUAUUGAUAACAGAUACAAAAAUAUUUUUGAAUAUUAAUUUUAUUAUUCAUUUAUAUAUCAAAUAUUAUAUUACGUAUUUUUAUCAGUAUUAUAUACUUUUAUCAAAUGUAUCAAGUACGGUAGAAAUAAAAUUAUUUUUUUUUAUCUUAA
Cotesia glomerata is the source of this 1208-nucleotide messenger RNA. RefSeq names its product glyoxylate/hydroxypyruvate reductase A-like. Gene Ontology annotation, molecular function: NAD binding. The coding region runs from base 99 to 1064 and encodes 321 amino acids. NCBI's taxonomy places the organism in Eukaryota, Metazoa, Arthropoda, Insecta, Hymenoptera, Braconidae. The record is from RefSeq and is a predicted model, not a curated record. The transcript is spliced from 4 exons.